AUGGGACCCACAAAUUCAUCAGGGUCAUACCAACAGCCUUAUCAAGCUCCUCCACCACAACAAGAAGAUCCUUCUAUCAAGGAGAUGCUCUCUCAACUCUUGAAAAAAUCAGAAAGAUAUGAACAAGAGGUUGCAUCACUCAAACAAAGUCAAUUAGUGUUGGAAAAGAGUCAAUCCAAAUUUGAGGUUCAGUUGGGACAAAUAGCUACUACUCUAAACAAAUUGGAGAGAGCACAAGGUCAAUUUCCAAGCCAAAUAGAAGCUAAUCCUAGGAAUCAUGAGCAUGUUCAAGCUAUUACCACUUUGAGAAGUGGAAAAGUGAUUGAUAAUAAGAUUGGAAAUCCAAAGAUCGAUGAUAAAGAGGAAGAUGAAGGCAUGGCAAAAAGGGAACAACAAUUUGACAAGAAAUUUAGGGGCUCUUUGAAAUAUGAAAGUGACGCCACUCCUGUUGACAAAGUUACCGAAUCUUUGCAGCAUGUACCUCAUACUUCAAACAUAGCAACUCACGGUCCUCUUCCUUUCCCUCAACAUGACAAACAUGCUAGAAAAGAGAAAAAUAAAGGAGACAUUAUGGAGCAAUUUAAGAAGGUGCAAAUUAAUAUCCCUUUACUUGAUGUAAUCAAACAAAUCCCUUCCUAUGCAAAGUUUUUAAAGGAUAUUUGCACCAACAAAAGGAGGUUUGAAGAGCAUGAACAAGUGAUGUUAUCGGAAAACGUGAGUGCUGUGCUUCAAAGAAAGUUUCCACCCAAGCUUCAAGAUCCCAAAAGCUUUACAAUCCCGUGCACCAUUGGAAAAAGAAAAUUUGACAAAGCAUUGCUUGAUUUGGGAGCAAGUGUGAACUUAAUGCCCUACUCUGUAUAUGAACAACUUGGGUUGGGGGAACUAAAGUAUGUCACGAUCUCUUUGCUAUUCGCGGAUCGUUCUGUGAAGUACCCAAGAGGCAUUGUUGAAGAUGUACUUAUCCAUGUUGAUCAACUUAUCCUCCCUGCUGACUUCAUCGUCUUGGAUAUGGAGGAAGCUGAAAUUUCGGGUCAUGAACUCCCUCUCAUCCUUGGGAGACCUUUCAUGGCUACUGCAGAUACUACUAUAAAUUUUCAGGUAUUUGAAGGUUUGAAAAGACCCUUGGAUCCUUAUGAUUGUUUUCACGUCGAAGUUGUGGAUCAAAUUAUAGAGAAGACAUUCAUUGAAUUGAGCCUCACAAAUCUUAUAGAGAAUAUUGAUACUUUGACGGCACAAACCAAGACUAUUGAGGUGACGUACCUCGAUGAUCCCUCAGAUAUGUGA
Molecule: messenger RNA, 1284 nt
Organism: Prunus avium (sweet cherry)
Lineage: Eukaryota; Viridiplantae; Streptophyta; Magnoliopsida; Rosales; Rosaceae
Source: RefSeq, a predicted model, not a curated record